AGGACGUUUUACUCCGUGCCGAUAGAAUCCAUUCAUAGGUCGUUUUGUUCACUUGUGAUGUGCUUUGUCAUUUAGUUCGUUACUUGGUUUAUACUGAGUUUCACACCAACAUACAUUCUCCUGUCAGUACUACGUAGGUACUCUACCCAACAACAACGAACAACAAAAAGAUGCGCACUUGCUUGCUUUUUCUCUACCCGCUGGCCCUGGCGCCGUGCGGCAUCGUGGCGCGUCCCGUGGAAGUGAACCCGGAGGGCAAUCCAUUGAUCAUGUACGAGAUCAGAAACAAAACGUCGUACGAGAUCAAAAAAUCAAGACGCAAGAGGUCCGAAGACGCCUUCCUAGAACUGGCCCCGAGCUCGUCGUCGGAAGGAAGCGCUGAACAAUUAACAUUAUGGCUCAAUAUUUAUAAGAUAUUAUAAUUCGUUUCAUCCUUCCACGGGCCAUUUUUUUUUGCUUUGUUCUUGGAAUAUUGAGAAGAUGAACCUGAGAAAUGAAGUGCUUUGAGCUCUAAAACAAAACAGCAAAGAGAAUGAGAUCUACAAGGUUGUCCAUCCUGACAAAACGAAUGUCGAUGAAAAUCCGUACAAGUCCGAGUAUCCUACUCCUGAAUCUGAUCCGGACGAUACUCAAGAACGUGUACUCGCUGGUGGCGAUGCUGAUUUCGUGAGAAGCUCGACGUUCGCUGAAGAGGACGUGAGCAAGAAGGUAGUCAGUAUUUCACUUUUCCUUUUAUUUUCGCGACCACUUAAUAGGCUUAUCAGUUUUACCUACGUGGUUCGCAUGAACAAACAUUUCGACAGUGAGGACUUUUCUAUCUCAAGAUGACAAGAAGAGCACUACACUAAAUCACAACGAUGUGCGGCACCGCAACGCAAAUAGUACUCACUUUUUUUACCAAUCUUCAUCCAGGAACUUGACGCUGAUCUUGAACUUGAUGCGACCACACAAGAUGGCGGAUUCGGGAAGCCGGUUUCUGAGGACCGCAGUCAGAACGGUCGUGACCUCCACGAUCAUACGACGGAUGAUGAAAGACCUGACUCGUAUAAUUCUCAGCCUCCUGCUGAUGUGGAUGCCGAUACUCAGGAAGGCCGAGAGGCUGUUGGCGAUGCUGAUGUCGUGAAGGGCUCGACGCUCGCCGGAAAGGACACGAAGGGAAAGGUAAAAAAGAAUGAACACGGCAGUCGCAAUUUCUUCUAUUUCACUUUUUCCUCUAUCGUAUAGUUUUAGUUUUUUUUCUUUGAAGAGAGAUAGUUUCUUGAAUUCCGAUGUUGUUUUUCCUCCAUCGUGAUACAUUAUGAUCAGCAAGAACUUCAACUGGUACUCUACUUUCGUUGGAUAGUUAUACUUCUUGUUAAUAUCCUUCAUUUUCCCAUGAUGAGCGUGAGUGUGAGUGCGAGCGCGCAUGUCCCUACUUACUUUUCCUGCUUCCUGCUGCUGUUGCUUGAUGUGCAGGAAGAUCUUUCCAAAAUCAAGGACAGCAUCGGACAACUUUUAGUCCAUACUUCUUGUUCAACGAACACACAGCCACAAGAUGACUUCUAACAAGGAGAAGACAUAAAGUUGAAGGAGUGACAUUUUUGCAUUAGAAUAGCAGAGAACGUUGGAGCACGAUGUAAGUGCUUCUUAGUUUGAUCAUCAUCAUCAUGAUCAUCAUCAUCCAGGUUGACCUUGGCGCUGAGGCGACCAUGGAAGGUUCCGGAUUGCAUAAAGAGGCUUCAGCUGGAGACCACAGUCACAGCGGUGCCGUCAACUAUUUCGUUACCAAGCACAACUACAACUAUGACAACUACAAGCAUAACUACAAUUCCAGCAGCAGCGUCGUGGCGUGGCGCGUCGAGGUGACCCCGCAUGGACUAAAUCCUUUUCUCAUGUACGAGCCCAAGAUGUUUGGAGACCGAUUCCUGGAACUUCCGGGCUAUGCUUAAGGCUUCCACUUCCACAGAUACAUCCUCGAAACAACAACAAGCAUCCUGAUAUCAUUUUACCUGACUAUCCUGAUAUCAUUUUACCUGACUAUCCUGAUAUCAUUUUACCUGACUAUCUUGAUAUCAUUUUACCUGACUAUCUUGAUAGCAUUUUACCUGACUAUCCUGAUAAUGAUAUCACCUUACCUGACUCGACUAACAUCAUCAUCAUCAUUUUACCUGAGAGCACGUUAUAGCUAUAUGAUCUCUAGACUCCGGCUAGGUAGUACAAAACUGCUAAUAUGACUACUGAAAGGGGACAAGAGAAGUCGCAGGAUGCUUUAUGUCAAGUUCUCUUCCACUCAGCUUUUUCUUUGGCUUAAAAAUGUAAUUUCAAGAUGGCGAAGGGGAGAGAGGUGUCAGGAUAUUUUCUUAUAAAAUGAGUUUUUGGAUUGGAAAGUCUAAUAUGUGGAUAUCGCACAGGACGAUGGCGACGAUCUUCAUGAGCUUGACAUGGACGACGAGGCAGACUACUACGAGUCACUAUCUGUACAUCCUACGGGUUCACAUGUGCAUAAUAGUACGGGUGCAUAUGGACUUCUUACCGGUUCACAUGUAUACACAACUACGGACUCACAUGUACAUCCUACGGAUUCGCUUAGUGUUGAGCCUGUCGUGGGCUCGUUCAUGCAGGAGGCGGAGAUAACGAACAAACACCAGACUCAAGUGGAAUCGUCCGGCGUCCAGCACCAGCAGCGUGUCACGCAGCUCGUCACUUCGGUGGGACGAGGGCGGGUAGACAAGAUGGCGGAGUGUCUCAGCGCUUCGCUGCGACGAGGUGGCCUGUGGUCGCGACUACUUGGAAUAGCGUAAUACAAUCCUCUGAUGCCAGUCCUUUCUCGUUUCCUUGAUCUUGAUGCAGUUCAAAACCCCCAGGCUGGCCGUUGUUGCUGCAUGAUGUUCCUAGUCGUCUGAAGAUCUUAAAACCUGCAGCCUAUCGCUUUCCAAAGUCUUUCGGUGAUGUGAGUACUAUCGUGGAAGUCUAGAAGACCAAAAACCUUCGGGCGAUGAUCAUGCCCCUGGUGCUGGUCCUUGUUGUUUCAAAGUCUCCGCGUCCACCG
Amoebophrya sp. A25 is the source of this 3028-nucleotide messenger RNA. The record is from the annotation of a GenBank genome assembly. NCBI's taxonomy places the organism in Eukaryota, Dinophyceae, Syndiniales, Amoebophryaceae.